Messenger RNA from Ziziphus jujuba (common jujube), 3898 nucleotides. RefSeq names its product protein PHYTOCHROME-DEPENDENT LATE-FLOWERING. Gene Ontology annotation, biological process: regulation of transcription by RNA polymerase II. Bases 132 to 3614 code for a protein of 1160 amino acids. The record is from RefSeq and is a predicted model, not a curated record. Gene Ontology annotation, cellular component: SAGA complex. Lineage: Eukaryota; Viridiplantae; Streptophyta; Magnoliopsida; Rosales; Rhamnaceae. The transcript has 13 exons. Gene Ontology annotation, molecular function: transcription coregulator activity.
GGAUCCCAAAAUAAGAAUAAAAAUAAAAAAAGAAAAAGAAAAUAGGGAUUAGAAAAUAAUAAACAAGUAGUGAAAAAGUUGAGCCACCCAUUUGGCACACUACCACUAGGAUCUCUACGUGGGUAGCCUUCAUGGGUAAGUUAGCGUACCUGUGUAAAAAACAGGGGCUUACUCCGGAAGAAAAAAACCCACACAACGUACACUUGGGGGAGGCAACAGUUUUCGUGGGCGUUAAGGCAGAGAGUCUGAGUUUCAAAACAGUUUCAAAAAGGGGUACUAGGUACAGACCAAAGCCGCUUCAGAUUGAAGAAGACGACGAUGAUGGAAGUGGGUCGCUUGCUAAUCAAUCUCAGAACGAGAAGCAGAAGGUUGACGAGGGAAAUUAUGCUGGCUUAGAUGAUAAGGCUACUGAUCAUUCAAAUGAUUUAGCCAAAUCUCAACCAUUCUCAAUUUCUGACAGAGAUGAUCUUGAUGUCUCCUUUUCACUUAAUUUAUUUCCAAAUGGCUUUUCUGUUGGAAAAGUUACUGAGUCGUUCAAUGAUGCACCAGAGCAAUUGCAUCCAUAUGAUAGGGCAUCGGAAACACUUUUCUCUGCAAUCGAGUAUGGCUGGUUACCUGGAGAUAUGUUUGAUGACCUACCCAAUAAAUACAUCAAUGGAUCAAUUCUUUGUCAGAUUCGAGAUUACCGCAAGUGUUCAUUCGAGAAAGGAGGUACCAGUGCUAUUGAUAAUUCUCCCCUUGUGCAUCGGGUGCCCUUGCAUAUGUGUAUGGAAAAUGUUGUCAAGGACAUCCUGUCAAUCUCAAAUGAUUCUUGGACAUACAAAGAUAUAUUGGAAGUUGAAUCCCGCAUUCUCAGGGCUUUACAACCUGAUCUUCAUCUGAAUCCUGAGCCAUUGCACCACAGACACAAUGGAGAACCCCUGAUAAAAAAGGUAAAUUUGGGAAUUUCUUGGAGCUGGAAACAGGAAAAGCGGAGUAUUAUGCUAGCUGCUAACCUAGAGUCCAGCAACUCACCUCAUGUAAACCCCAUUCCAGUUACUUGUGCCACCCAGGACUCUGGUCUUGUGUAUAAAGACAGGGGAAUUAUGUGUGUAAAGGACAACACUCCAAGCUCAGUGCUUAAUAGAGAAAACAACAUUGUACGGGAGACAAACUCACAGUCCAAACCUUUGACAUUUCCGUCGAAUUAUCACUUAGUAGAGAGUCGCAACCUAUCUGCUUUGACAGCGUUGUCCACAUCCAAUUGUGUGUCUGUAGCUAAACAAAGUUUUAGUAAGUCUACUGGUGAUCUGAGAAAGCCCAGUUCUUCAGUCCUUGUUGAUUUGGGACAAUGUGGUAAACUAGUGACUGAAGGGCCUCCUAUCAAGAGACCAAAACAAGAGCCUUUAGACUUCUGUUACCAGCGGUUUGCUGCUGGAGGACAAAGUGAAAUCAAUUCUGGACCUCAUCUUCCGUGGCAGAACAAUCUCUUACAUCAGCAACUUGAAGUUGAAAACGCCCUGCGUGAAAGAUUUCAAGACAAAGUAUAUCCCUCACCAUCGGUGAAAAAUUGUCAACCUGAAAUUCUUGAAGGUAUCUCAAAAAUACAGGCUGGAUGGGCCACUUCUAACCUGGAUCUACAGACUGCUAAAACUUGUUUUCCCAGUUCAGAUGUUAGGAAUAUAAAUAAUAACUGCUUUCUGAUGGACAAGAGACUUGGUCCUUCCGAUUGUCUACCAACACAAGAGCAACAAUCACCACCUUUGUUAAAGACAAAUAACCCUCUGUCCAAUACAUUACUAAACAACAAGGGUCAGCCAGUCGACCGGAAUUUAAGAAAUGGAAGUGUUAAUAGGAGGAGGAAAGAUUUGGAGAAUCCUCAAUUUAGAACUGAUGAAAAAAGUGCAUCAGCAAGUUCUCGAAACAUUAAUUCUUUGCCAAGAAGUGGUUCUGAUAAAGAAAAAUGGAAAAUAACUUUUUGUCCUAAAGGCUCCAGUACAAAUAUAGUUGAUUCAAGUGCUAGCAUAAGCAAGGUUGAUGUAGCCAGGACAAAGGGUGUCACAAUGGGAAUUCAUCAUUCUCCCCAAACUUUGGAAAUUAAGAGCAAUUCCCUCUCCCAAAGAUUUCUGAAGAUUGAAGCGGUGACUCAGAGGUAUAACAUGAAUAACAAGGAGCCUAAAUUGGAUAAACUUGUGGCAAGCAAACCAUUUUUCCACAUAACUUCACUUCUUGCUUCCCAUUUCUCAAGUUGUGAGGAUAAUGGAAGGUCACAGGAUUCUACCAUGGAUAAAGUUUCUUUCUCUAAGCACUUUAAUGGAAGAAGGCUUAAUGUCCAUAACUCUAGGGUUUUGACAUUUGUGCAUCAAGAGCCUCAUGUCCCUCAAGGAACUCCUGCAGAUGAUAGCGAGGCUCAGAUUAGACUGGUCAUAUCAGAGAAGCUUUCCAAAGAAUUGAUGGAAGCAACUGUGAUUUAUGGAAAUGAAGAAGAUAUUAAUUCCAUUGUUGUGCCUCUCCUACCAAUCUUACAAAGUGCUCAUAUGGCGGACCUUUUUGCUGCUCAGUUCACUUCACUGAUGGUGCGAGAAGGAUACCGCCUAGCCAGUGAUCAACUAGAAUCUGUGCCUCUCAAUAGUUAUGGUGGCUCUAGCAGUCAACUGCAAAAUGUUAUUAGGACAGCCACUCCAUCAACUGGGACAGUUCAAUUACCUUUGUCAACUUUGAAUCCAGGGUCAUCACAUGUAAUGCUUAGCCAAAGUACUAACAGCAUGUCAGCUCAUAACUUCAUGCAAUUGCUAUCACAGACCACUUUCUCUGGGAGCAAAUUACUACCUGCAGGGAAUGCACUGUCAGCUUCAUAUUUUUCAAGAUAUUUUUUGUCUAAACCACAGCUUGACAUGGCUGCACAAGUUAGUUCUCUUCCACCUCAUUGGCAGCAGAUUCUGAGUAAAGAUGCAAAUUUUCAGUUUCAGUUGCAGCAAAAGCAGAGACAACAACUUAUGCAGAGAAAGACGACAAUGGGAGAAUUGACCGCAGGUGGUUUGGGUGCAUUUCAUCUUGGUUGUGGAAACCAGGGUCUUAGAAAUUUUAGUCUGGGUUCCAUAGAUAAUGAUACAGCCACAAUGGGCUCCAGACCGAAGGUAUUGGAAAAACACACACCUUGGAUAGGAAAUGCAGGUCAAUCAAACAAUCUUGGCAGCAAUACAGGGAGUAUAAAUGACAGUAAUUAUCUUCUUGGUCUGAAUUCAAAUAGUAGUACAACUUUGCCAGAAGCGAGAGCAGUAGAAGGCCAAGUGUUAGCCUUGCCAAGUGGAAUGCCGAGAAAUGCCAGUGUAUUUCUGAUGGACAGCCCAAAUUUUCGAGAAAUAUCUUCUACCUUAGGCAACAAGCAACGACAAUGCCUAGAUAUACACCAGAAGAAAAUGCAGAGCCCACAGCUACAAAUGCAUCAACAGCAGCAGGAAUUGAGAUCCCCAAUCCAGCAUCCGGAAGCAAUUGGCUUUGCUAAGCUUGUUGGUUCAGCUUCAAGUCAAGUUAGCGCUCAACGUACUAAUCGACAUGGACUGAACUGUAUAUCAGCUUUAGAGGAGAAAAGUAUUGGGAAGAUGAUGGCAGAUCAAAGAAGUCCUGAGCUUUAGCUUGCAGAUGUUUGGGUCAAAGAAUGAGUAAUACUGUGUAGUAGCAAAACAUAGGCUGAAGGAGAUGUAAAUAUCUGAAAGUGUUCAAAAGGUAUACUACAGCCAUUUUGUGUUUGUUUCUUUUUGUCAAAAACCAUCAAAGAAAAUCAUGUUUAGCAGGAUAGUUUUGUUUUGUUGGCAAAAGCGAGAAUGUUUUGAAUGUGUAUGUCAAGGUUAUGACAAUUUCAGUUCCUGUCUGUAAAUGUGCAAAAUGGUAAAGUUUGAUGGAAAGCUUCUCUUCUGUC